Molecule: messenger RNA, 1810 nt
Organism: Ficedula albicollis (Collared flycatcher)
Lineage: Eukaryota; Metazoa; Chordata; Aves; Passeriformes; Muscicapidae
Gene: CD244
Product: CD244 molecule
Exons: 8
Coding region: 491-1645 (384 amino acids)
Biological process (GO): natural killer cell activation involved in immune response
Cellular component (GO): external side of plasma membrane
Molecular function (GO): MHC class I protein binding
Source: RefSeq, a predicted model, not a curated record
GGGAACAGAGUCAAAACCAGCUUGGGAUAAUGGGGAAAUAAUGGAAUUUUUGGGAUGGGGAUGGGGAACAGAGACAAGAACCAGGCUUGGAUAAUGGGGAGAGAGCGGAAAUUUGCAAUGUGGUUGAGGAAUAGACACAGGAUCCUGUCUGGAAUAAUGGGGUGAGAAUGGAAUUUUUGGGAUGGGGAAUCGACACUUGACCAGUCUGGGAUAAUGGGGAGAACAUGGAAAUUUUGGGAUGAGGAUGGAGAACAGAUACAGAGAAACUUUGGGAUAAUGGGGAGAAAAUUGAAAUUUUGGGAUUUGGACGAGGAACAGACACUCAAACAAUUUGGCAUAAUAGGGAAAGAGUGGAAAUUUUAGGAUGGGGACGGGGAAUGGACACAGAACCACUCUGGGAUCAUGGGGAGAGAAUGGAAAUUUUGGGAUGGGGAUGGAGAAUGGACUCUCAACCAGUCUGAGAUAAUGGGGUGAGGGUGGAAAUUUUGGGAUGGGGAUGGGGAACGGCCCCUGUGAGCAGGAGUGGCCUCGGUGGCCGCGGGGUCUCCCCUGGGGUGACAAUCCAGGGAUCCCCGGUUCAGAACUCCAGGAAUGCCGAGACCGGGCUGUGACCGCCGGGGGAUCGCUGUGCCUGGAGCCGGAGGAACCCCCGUGGGAGUGGAAGAAGAUCCACUGGAGAGCAGAAAUGGAUUUGGGAUCGCGGUGGCGGAUCCUGAUGGCCACGAGGGAUGGGCAUGUCUCGUACCCCAAAGGUCCUUUCCACGGCAGAGCCGAGUUCCAGCCGGGGGUUCUCUCCCUGUGCAUCUCCCCGGUGCACAAAGCCGACAGCAGGGUCUACACGGCCGAAUUUGAGAAUUCCUCCGGGAGUUUCCCCAUUUCCCCUCAGUGCUUCCGAGUGUCCGUGUGGGAUCCCAUCCCAGAGCCAUCCCUGGAAUCCCAAAUCCUGCAGCGGGACCGGGGUUGGUGCCGCCUGUCCCUGCUCUGCUCCAGCCCCGGGAACGGGAACGUCUCCAUCAGUUGGGAAUGUCCUGAGGAGCCCCCGGAAUCCCCGAAAAUCCCGAAAUCCACAGGAUCCCCAAACUCCACGGGAUCCCCAAAAUCCCCAUCCCAGCGGCUCCAGUGGAUCCCCGAAGAUGCCGAACCCCAAAUUUGUCUCUGCAACCUCAGCAACGCCGCGGGCUGGAAAGCGGCCCCGGCCCCGCUCACCUGCGCAGGAAUUCCAGGGAAUUUCGGGCUCUGGGCAGCGCUGGGCGGGGCCGCGGGGCUGAGCCUGAUCCUGAUCCUGAUCCUCGGGGUCUGCUGGAGGAGGAGGAGGAAGGAGAAUUCCCGGGAAGAUCCCCCCGGAGCCCCCGCGGGACCCCCGGAUCAGCCGCUGACCGUCUACGCCGAGGUGGGAGCCAAGAACCCCACCAGGACCAGGGAGGUCCCUGUGGAAGGAGCCACCAUCUACGCCGUGGUCACUCCCAGGACACUGGAGAAUCCCAGACAGCGGGAGGAACCCGGGGAUUUCACUGUUUAUGCCACGGUCCAGAGGCCUCCCUCCAUCAAGAAGAAGAGGCUGGACCGAGCUUUGGUCUCCACUGCCUACUUGGAGGAUAACGGGGAUUACAGGCGCUUGGGUUCCCCAAAUCCUAAACGCCCCUAAAAUCCCGGAAUUCUCAUCCCCGUGGAAUUCAACUCCAGCAUCCAAUGGGAUCCCACCCGAUGGAAUAGAAAUAUGCAGGAAUUUGGGUAUUUUUCCCCAAAAUUCAGCCCCAGCUGCACCUUGGAGCGAAGAUUUUGGGGUGGAAAAUUCUUUGGAAUGGAUGGA